Messenger RNA from Talpa occidentalis (Iberian mole), 1237 nucleotides. RefSeq names its product chromosome unknown C2orf92 homolog (gene CUNH2orf92). The transcript is spliced from 9 exons. Lineage: Eukaryota; Metazoa; Chordata; Mammalia; Eulipotyphla; Talpidae. The record is from RefSeq and is a predicted model, not a curated record. Bases 255 to 911 code for a protein of 218 amino acids.
GCUCCAUCCUUUUCACCUGAUCAAAGGAACUGUCCUAGUAUAUUGUUGUGGCAGAUAGAGAAGUGUGAGACUCAUGGGAGCCAGCUCACCUCCCAUAGGAGUUGAGUGCUUUAAAUACUAGUUCUUCAUCAAACUCAAAAAACUUGGAGCAAGACUUGGCUAAAAUAAUUGAUAAAAUUCUACUGCAAGUGUUAACUCAAGAUCCAUUGGAUGAGACAAAAAGAACAACAACCAAACUGAUUACAGAAAGAGGCAUGAAAGAAAGUUAUCCUCAAGAAAAGGUCUUGAAAAGUGCUGAAUUCACAUCUAGUUCAAGUAAACAAGAAGAAAAAUUGGCAGGACUAUUUGAUGAAAUUCUUCAGCAAGUGCAUUCCAGAGUUCCAUAUGAUGCACCCACUGAUGAAUCAAGACGAACAUCACGCACAGUGACUGCAAAGACAGACACGAGAAAAAAAAACUAUACAACAAUUGAUCAGAAUGACAAACUGCCACAUGCAAAAGACAUCCUUCAAACUAACCGGAGAUCCUUAGGUGACGUUUCAGAGGAGAAGCAGGAUACAGAUCCCUCUCUGUUGGGCAGGGAUGUAAGUGAGUUGUUAACUACUAUAGCUCAAGGAGCACAUGGAAAAGCACAUAGACGAGCGGUCUCAAACCAGGAGGUGCCAUGCGCUGAGCUCCUGAGCUUCCUCCAGAAGAACAUCAUCCUGGCUGCUGCAUCAAUCACAGGAAUCCUGUCGAUCGCAGUGCUGUUGCUGGUUUUGUUGAUUUCGUUCAUCAGGAGGAAAAAGCCAUUAUUCCGUUCGGCAAACGUGACGUACAAUAUUUUUAUAAUGAAUGGAAAGACUUGGUGCCAAAAGUAUCAAGAAAAUGCCAAAAAAUAUGUAAAAAAAACUGACACAGAAGGAGUAUAAUUCUUGUGUCUAAGCCAGGUGGUGGGGCCAGCCACACCAGGAUUUAAUGCUAUGAUGAGAGGCGAGUCUACAUCUAAACACCACAGAGAGGGCCUCCCUGGUGGCGCAGGCGGUUGAGCACCGCACUGUGGGGUUGUCCGCAGCCUCUGCAGCGCGGGUUCGAUCCUGGCUGGCGAGAAUCCCACAUGAUGUGGCAGACCUCUCCUGUCUCACCCGCUUCUCCCCUCAACAGUGUAUUUCAUCAGUCUGCCUGUUCUGCUCCCUGCUCUGUCUCUGGUUAAUCCUCUCACCCUCCCACGCAUCUGGCCUGUACCCUGAUUCUUGUA